AUGUUUACUGUGUCACAGCAAUUGCAGGAGUGCAGUGAAGACGAAGAGGAUCGGGAGUGCCUAAAACAAGCCAUUACUGCUCUUCUGAACCUGCAGUGCAGCAUGGAGCGCAUUUACAGCAAACACUCCCCAAGACGCCGGCCUGGGGAGCCAGUCUGUCGCUUCUAUAACCGUCAAAUAAGAAGCAAGCACUUGGCCAUCAAGAAAAUGAAUGAAAUCCAGAAAAAUAUUGAUGGCUGGGAAGGCAAAGAUAUUGGGCAGUGCUGUAAUGAAUUCAUAAUGGAAGGUGGCUUGACAAAAAUAGGAGCCAAACAUGAACGCCACAUCUUUCUCUUUGAUGGUUUAAUGAUCAGCUGUAAAACUAAUCACGGUCAGUCACGGCUUCCCGGUUACAGCAAUGCAGAGUAUAGACUGAAGGAAAAAAUCCUCAUGAGGAAAAUACAGGUUAUUGAUAAAGAUGACACAGCUGAAUAUAAACAUGCUUUUGAACUGGUGUCUAAAGAUGAAAACAGUAUCCUGUUUGCUGCCAAGUCUGCUGAAGAGAAGAGUAAUUGGAUGGCCGCUCUGAUUUCCCUCCAGUAUCGCAGUACUCUGGAUAGGAUGCUUGAUUCAGUAUUACUGCAAGAAGAAAAUGAACAACCACUGAGGUUGCCCAGCCCAAGCGUGUAUCGUUUUGUAGUGGAAGAUUCCGAGGAUAACAUCGUUUUUGAGGACAACUUGCAAAGCAGGAUUCCUAUCAUCAAAGGAGGAACGGUUGUGAAAUUAAUCGAAAGGUUAACGUACCAUAUGUAUGCAGAUCCUAAUUUUGUACGUACUUUCCUUACCACGUACCGCUCGUUUUGCAAGCCCCAGGAACUGCUGAGUUUACUGAUUGAAAGGUUUGAAAUCCCAGAGCCUGAGCCUACUGAAGCAGACAGGCUGGCCAUCGAGAAAGGGGAGCAGCCUAUCAGCGCCGACCUGAAGCGAUUUCGCAAGGAAUAUGUCCAGCCAGUACAACUCAGAAUAUUGAAUGUUUUUCGGCACUGGGUUGAGCACCAUUUUUAUGAUUUUGAAAGAGAUCCGGAGUUACUAGAGAGAUUGGAGACGUUUAUUUCCAGUGUAAGAGGAAAAUCCAUGAAGAAGUGGGUGGAAUCAAUUGCUAAAAUCAUCAAGAGAAAGAAAGCUCAAGCCAAUGGGAUUAGUCACAACAUCACCUUUGAGAGCCCACCUCCCCCAAUCGAGUGGCACAUCUGGCGCGUUGGGCACAGCGAGGCGCUGGACCUCAUGACUCUGCAUCCGAUCGAAAUCGCUCGACAGCUGACGCUCCUCGAGUCCGACCUUUACAGGGCAGUGCAGCCUUCCGAGCUCGUUGGUAGUGUGUGGACUAAAGAAGAUAAGGAAAUUAACUCCCCAAACUUAUUGAAAAUGAUUCGUCACACUACAAAUCUUACUCUUUGGUUUGAAAAGUGCAUCGUGGAAACCGAGAACUUUGAAGAGCGAGUGGCUGUACUGAGUAGAAUUAUAGAAAUCUUGCAGGUUUUUCAAGAUCUGAAUAAUUUCAAUGGUGUUUUGGAGAUCGUCAGUGCAAUGAACUCUGUGUCAGUGUACAGACUAGAUCACACAUUCGAGGCACUACAGGAAAGAAAAAAAAGAGUUUUGGAUGAAGCAGUAGAAUUAAGUCAAGAUCAUUUCAAAAAGUAUCUAGCGAAGCUCAAGUCGAUCAAUCCACCCUGUGUGCCUUUCUUUGGAAUAUACCUAACAAAUAUUUUGAAGACAGAAGAAGGGAAUCCUGACUUCCUUAAAAGACAAGGGAAAGAAUUAAUUAACUUCAGUAAGAGGAGAAAAGUGGCUGAAAUUACAGGAGAAAUUCAACAAUAUCAAAACCAGCCUUACUGUUUGCGGAUAGAGCCAGAAAUUCGGAAAUUCUUUGAAAAUCUCAAUCCUAUGGGGAAGAUACCGGAAAAAGAGUUUACAGAUUAUCUGUUCAACAAGUCAUUAGAAAUUGAACCUCGAAACUGCAAGCAACCACCUAGAUUU
Molecule: messenger RNA, 2016 nt
Organism: Antrostomus carolinensis (chuck-will's-widow)
Lineage: Eukaryota; Metazoa; Chordata; Aves; Caprimulgiformes; Caprimulgidae
Product: son of sevenless homolog 2
Exons: 11
Biological process (GO): Ras protein signal transduction
Cellular component (GO): plasma membrane
Molecular function (GO): guanyl-nucleotide exchange factor activity
Source: RefSeq, a predicted model, not a curated record